Messenger RNA from Moesziomyces antarcticus, 1674 nucleotides. RefSeq lists its product as uncharacterized. Bases 1 to 1674 code for a protein of 557 amino acids. The transcript has 10 exons. The record is from RefSeq and is a predicted model, not a curated record. Lineage: Eukaryota; Fungi; Basidiomycota; Ustilaginomycetes; Ustilaginales; Ustilaginaceae.
AUGAGGCACAGGCCGUCGUCCGCGCGCUUUUGGGAUGAGCGCUCGACACAAGGUACCAACUGUCAACGCAAAUCAGCACAUCCCACAUUCAUUGUCAACGGACGUCGGCAUCAUCAUGGACUUGGCAACCAGCGCAACGGCAACCAUCCAAGCGGAGCCCGCACAAAGACGCCAGUCACUCCUGUCCCACGCUACGAGCCAUUCCUCGACGUCGCGACUCGACAGGCGUCCUCCGAUUUGGCCGUUCGCGUCCCCUCCUCUAUAUCUCGCGCCGAGAUCCACCUACAUCCAUACCGAUCCGACCUUCUCCUGGGUUUGCAAUGCCGCCGGGGCAAUCGCUGGAGCUUCUUCGACGUUGUGACCGGCGAUCUGCUGACCGAAGAGCCAAAGACAGAGCCAACAGCCCACCCCGCUGAAUCCACCGCCGAUGUAGAGUCUGCGAAACCCUCCAAGGUCACGGAUAACCCUGCCACGCUGCAUCGCUUCAAGUGCUUGUGUUGGGCCUCGUCGUCCGAGGACAUGCAAGCCUAUGAUUCGCUUUACCCCGGCAGAGGAGCUGACUUUUCUGUCACCAAAUCGGGCGCCAUCCAAUCCUUGGCCCUCGCGUGGAGUAGGCUGCUCGUGCCCGUCGAGAUGGAUCGCAUUCAUGCCAACUUCGUCUUUGUCCAUGCAGAGGACCAUGUUGUCGAAAGGCUGCAAUUUGCGUGCACAUCCGUCUAUCCUCUCAGGGUCUACUAUCGUCGGGACGAUCUCAAAAUUCCUUGUCGUCUCUCGGAUGGCUCGAUCAUAAAUGCAGAUGUCGUGUUCACAGGAUACUGGAGCAUUGUCGCGAUCGAGAGGGACUCCGAAGCAAGCAUCCGUCUCGAGCUUCAUCGCUUCCAAGAGCCGGCCGGACUCGAUGACCCCGCAUCGAAGCUUGAACCAGCCUCCAAUGGCAGCACGAAUAUCCACCUCGAGUCCUCGGAGCAUACUUUCGGCGCGUUCCGGUGUCGGCGCUGCGGCAUGGCAAAUCGUGUCCGCCUCUCGUCCCCGCAAGAUGGAGCUGUGCUUCAGCGGGUCACGCAGCGAUCUUGGCCACGCGAACAUGCUUCUGACAAACGACGACCUGCCGCUACGUCUGACAUCGUCUUUCGAUACCGGAGCAAGGGUAAGAACAGCCCUGUUUACGUCGCUGCCUCAUCAUUCGGAGUACUGCUGACCAUCUGCGCACUGUCUUCUGCACAUGACAGGGCGCGUUCGGACGCCGUCUUGCAUCACAUUCUCAACCUCGGCCGAGCAGGUCAAGGCGGUCUCGAAACGCUCUCCCAUUCUUUGACGCUAUUCAAGCGCUUGAGCCGCAACAUCGAGGCCAAGAUUCACAUCCGGGAGUCGUUGCAGCUGGUCGGCGCUCAUCGCAAGCGCUUGCUACGACCCGCCGGCUGCCUCUUCCUGCUGCUCGAAAAGGGUCGUCUGAAGAUCGACUCUACUUUCUUUCCCGACACCAGCACUCACUUUGGUCUACUCGUUACCGGCUCGGAGACCAGUGUCUCCUUGAGGCGUAACAGAUUGCUAUGCUGCCGUCAAGCAAAAGACGUAUCCCUCGGCUCCUUCGUCAUGCAGGUGCACGACACUCUUGUAGCACCAGUCGAUGUGCUCCGGACAGCAGAGGUGCGUCACGUCACGUUCGGAUUCUAA